Messenger RNA from Mixia osmundae IAM 14324, 3325 nucleotides. RefSeq lists its product as uncharacterized. Gene Ontology annotation, biological process: regulation of DNA-templated transcription. The transcript is spliced from 8 exons. Gene Ontology annotation, cellular component: nucleus. The coding region runs from base 1 to 3312 and encodes 1103 amino acids. The record is from RefSeq and is a predicted model, not a curated record. NCBI's taxonomy places the organism in Eukaryota, Fungi, Basidiomycota, Mixiomycetes, Mixiales, Mixiaceae. Gene Ontology annotation, molecular function: sequence-specific DNA binding; protein binding; zinc ion binding.
AUGUCAUUCGUUCACGCACUGACGCAAUCGCUUGUCCUUCUCUUGCACGCUUGCCCGUCCACUCGCCCUUCGAACCGAUCAACUCCGUUCCUUGCAUCCUUUCCGGCGUCUCUGUGGCAAUCGUCGCGUCCGAUAAUCGCUACGCCUGAUUCUAACGGAUCAACUUCGAAGAUUCUACAAGCUCCAGUCGCUCCAGCCCUCGAGAUCAGCAAAACUGUACUAGCCCAGAGAGGGGAAACGUUGGACGUCCGAUAUCGCUACGUCCCGGAACAGCUCUCGCUGCUUCCACGUUCGUCUCCAUCUUUGUCCCGUACUCACUCGCCUCUGUCCCCGCUCUGCUCGAUCGACGCGUCAGAACUCUUUGACUACUCGCAAUCACAGCAAACCACUUUGCCGUGCCCAUCCAACAACGUCGGACUGCACAUCACGUUCGACAGACAAGUACACUCGCUCGAGAUUACGCUUGCUGGGCUUAACGGUCCUCAUCGCUCGAUCUACUGUGCGUCCGGCGCCGCUACGCGUAUCUAUUUGACCACUCGAAGCUCUAACAACCUAGAGCUGAUCCCAUUCGCUACUCUGCUGCGCAGCCGCUAUCACUGUUACAAUUCUGUUGCCGUAUUGGUUACGCAAGCCACCUUUGAACGCAACUUACGAAUUUCUCUAAGUAACACGACAGACAUGUCGUCUUACAACCUCGUCACGCCGCCCAUCGACGCGGCCCACAUGAGUUUUGAGUCCGCGCAUGCUCGCAACCCUGACUGGUCUGUCAACUCUCAGACCAGCUACGCCCAGCCUGCCAAUGCUACCGCCUCCAGCUCGAUCAAUAAGCGCAGCGCAGACCACUUUGACCCAACGGACGAGGCCGCACAGGGUCUCGACCCGAGCAGCUUUUCCAAGGUCACCUUUCAGAUGCCCUCUUUCCUCGCUGGCGGCCCGGCCGGGCAGUUUGCCUCUGGCCCUGCAAUUGCAGAGAUGCCUCCCACGCACAACAGUCAGACGCCGUUUCUCAACAUGAAUUCGUCUUUCGCUGCCGUGUCGCCCACACGCAAGACCGCAAAGUAUGUGCCCGACCCGAGCAAUCCUGUCUAUGGCAAUUAUGGCUCUUCGGUCGUCGGCGUCAAUCCUGACUUGACGCCCUUCCCCAUUGAGGCAAAGAUGGAGGCCGCAAAGCUCAAUGCUGCCGGCAAGGACGAAGAUUUCGAAGCCACCAACGCAGGCUUACCCGAGCCAAUUGGCGGCAACUUCCCUGGUCUCUACUCGUCUUCAGGUUUUGACAUGGUCAGCGUGCUAGCCCGCGUCGCGGCCCGACCUAAUCCUCAGAUCAACGUUGGACCUGUCGAUACGUCGUGCUCCUUCCUUGUCGUUGAUGCACGCAAGUACGAUUUCCCAAUUGUCUUCGCAUCAGAGACUUUCUCCAAGCUCACUGGCUACGAAACGGACGAGAUCAUCGGCCGUAACUGUCGCUUCCUUCAGGCUCCCUCUGGCGAUGUGCAGAUGGGCAGCAGGCGUAAAUACACGGAUAGCAAUGCUGUCUAUCACAUGCGUACGCACGUCAUGGCAGGCAAGGAGUCUCAAGUCAGCAUCAUCAACUAUCGCAAGAAUGGCCAGCCUUUCAUCAACCUCAUCACGAUCGUGCCUAUCACGUGGGACACGGAUGAGAUCGCGUAUUUCGUCGGAUUCCAGGUCGAUCUGGUCGAGCAGCCUAAUGCCAUUCUCGAGAAGCUGCGCAACGGCAGCUAUGUCGUCAACUAUUCUCUUCUGCCCAACACGCCUUUCAAUCCGACCGGUUCGUCGCAAGCGCCUAAUAAGAUUAACGACGGUUCGCUCGCCGCUUCGGUUUCCGCGUAUCAAGUCGAGGAGCCUAUGCGCAGCGAGGAAGCCAAAUCUUCGGCAGAGAUGCUCAGCAUCCUUGGCACAAACUAUUCGGACGAUGGUGAGGACGUCAAGGCUUGGCAGAAGGCAUUGCUCGGCCAGACGCAUGAUCUGGUGCAUGUGCUCUCCCUCAAGGGCUCGCUGCUCUAUGUCUCUCCGAGUUCAGCGCGCAUGCUCGAAUACGAGCCAGAGGAGCUCGUCGGCCACACAAUAUCGCAACUCUGUCACCCGAGCGACAUCAUCCCUGUCAUGCGGGAGCUUAAAGAGUCCAGCAACGCUACUGAUCCCAACCAUACGGUUUCUUUGCUCUAUCGCAUCAGACGUAAGAAUUCUGGCUACAUCUGGAUUGAAGCUCACGGCAAGCUCCACCUCGAGCCCGGCAAAGGUCGCAAGUGCGUCAUACUCGUCGGUCGAGAGCGACCUAUCUAUCGCAUGUCAUGGCGUGACGUCAAGCAGACCGGCAGCUUCGGCGAUGAGGAAUUUUGGUCAAAACUGAGCUUGGACGGACUGUUUCUAUAUUCAACGUCGUCUGUGUCCAGCAUGCUGGACUUCACUGCAGACGAAAUGAUUGGAACGAGCAUCUACCAGCUAGUCCGACCCGAUCGGACGACGGAUGUUACGAAAGCGCUCGAUCAGGCUGCUGCUGGAAAUCCUGUCAGCUUGCACCAUCAUCUCAAGCAGCGCAGUGGCGAAUAUAUCGCCGUGGUGACCCAUUUCCAUCCCCAUAUGAUUGACGACUCCUCUAGCGGGGCUCAGCAUCCUGCUGUCAUAUGCCAAACGAACAAGCUAAGCUCAGAGACAACUCGCACCGCUCAUCGACCGCGCCAUGAUGGUGGUGUCAAUACCAGCUUCGCGUCAAAUGACAUGCAACGCAGCUCAUCCAGCAACAGCAUGAUCGCAAUCGCUUCUCCAGAAUCCUCUGACGAAGCCAACACGCCUUCCCCCUUCUCUGCGAUUCCGAGCACUUACAAGACCCUCAUGUCUGCACCGCAGUCGGACAAUAUCUUUGAAGAAUUGGACGCUACGCGAAGCACAAGCUGGCAAUACGAGCUCCACCAGUUGAAGAUCAUCAACAAGAAGCUUCGAGAAGAGCUAGAGCUGCUGGAAGCGGCCAAGCGGAAGCGCAAUAAGCGAAAGCUUGCAGCUGCCGGCGGGUCCGGCUCGCCUUCGACGGUCAAGUCAUGCGCAAAUUGCCACACGACGUCCGCACCAGAAUGGCGAACAGGUCCAUCUGGACCCAAGACACUAUGCAACGCCUGCGGGUUACGAUGGGCAAAGGCCACGCGGGGCUCUGGCAACAGUCAGACCGACAGUGCAUCAUCGCAGCGCUCUGCGUCCAUCGAAGCGAACUCGGCCGUCAGCUCUGGCUCCGAAUCUGCUGGCCCGGUUCCCGGUUAUCAGCCAGCCGCAGGCUUCAAUACGACAACGCGACCCUUUUAAAUGUGACACAGCC